Coregonus sp. 'balchen' is the source of this 552-nucleotide messenger RNA. NCBI's taxonomy places the organism in Eukaryota, Metazoa, Chordata, Actinopteri, Salmoniformes, Salmonidae. The record is from the annotation of a GenBank genome assembly.
UGUAACGUGUCAGGUAAUAAUUUCCAUUCUCAUUUGCAGAUUGCUACCUGGGGAUAAAUUUCUGGGCCUUUUGAAGAAAUCAUCUACAAUGGAAAUUGUAGCUCUGUAGUUCUGUCUCUGCUGCUCGCCAAUGGAAUUAUUUUAAUCAGUGCAGCGACCAAUGAUCAGAAUCCACAACCAGCUCCUAUUAUUAAACUCUUUGAAACGUCCUCUCCAGGUGUUGUAGAGCUUACAGAGGACCACAAAUCCAAUAGCUUCAUUCCCUUAUUCAAAAUGCCAGGACAAAACACCCCACCCCAUCCUAUAUGCUUAGUGUCAACUGGAAUCAGAGACGCAUUCAAAUACAUCAAUACUGUGAUGUCUGCUCUUUUAUUCAUCAUUGGAAUAGUUGGAAAUUCAGCACUGUUGAGAAUCAUGUAUAAAAACAUUCUUAUUGCCAGCUCUUGGGGACAUGCUGCAUAUCGUGAUAGACUUUCCGAUCAACGUUUACAGGGUGCGCUAUUUGCAAUCUGGUGUACAGUUACUGUCUAUCCUGACAGAAAAUAUAUAUUU